Messenger RNA from Podarcis raffonei (Aeolian wall lizard), 3006 nucleotides. Its product is annotated as vomeronasal type-2 receptor 26-like. Bases 1 to 2823 code for a protein of 940 amino acids. Gene Ontology annotation, biological process: G protein-coupled receptor signaling pathway. The transcript has 9 exons. Gene Ontology annotation, cellular component: membrane. Gene Ontology annotation, molecular function: G protein-coupled receptor activity. NCBI's taxonomy places the organism in Eukaryota, Metazoa, Chordata, Lepidosauria, Squamata, Lacertidae. The record is from RefSeq and is a predicted model, not a curated record.
AUGUGUGUCAUUGGCAAGACCAUCAGUCAGAAUCUGAACAAGAAAGAAAGAUAUAAAACCCUUGUGUUGUUGACCAGUGGAUCUGGACACAGAUGUGGAUUACUUGGAACUUUUGUGAAGCACAAGGACACUCCCAUCGUCAAAGCCAACAACCGGAGCCUCACCUACGUCCCCCUCCUCUCCCUCCUUCUCUGCUUCCUCUGCUCCGUGCUCUUCAUUGAUCAUGCUGCAUGCAAGACACAAUCCAUUAAUUGCAGCAUAUAUGAUGAUCCCCUCCCGAUCCCUCAUCAAUAUUACCAGCCAGGAGACCUGGUCAUUGGCGAGAUUGUUUCUCAAGUUGUCUUCAUGCACGAUACACUCGAUUUGAGGAAACAGCCGACACAGAACUUGAUUGAUGAGCCUGUUUCAGUGCCAAAGAACUACCAGCAUGUUCUGGCCUUAGCAUUUGCUGUCAAAGAGAUCAAUGAGAAUCCCAACAUCUUAUCAAAUAUCUCUCUUGGCUUCAAAAUCCUCAACAGCUACUACACUGCCAGGAUGACCUAUAAGGCCACCCUCAGCCUCUUUUCUGCACAACGUCACUUUGUCCCCAACUUCAAGUGUCACAACCACAACAAUCUGAUAGCUCUCAUUGGAGGGUGCAUCUCUGAAAUCUCUGCCAAUGUGGCCAUCAUUUCAGACAUCUACAAGACUCCACAGCUUACUUAUGGAUCAUUUCUGCCAGUACAAGGUGCCAAAAGGCUGUUCCCGUUUUUGUACCAGAUGGUCCCAAAUGAAGCCCACCAGCACAAGGGAGUGGUGCUGUUACUUCAGCAUUUCAAAUGGACAUGGAUUGGGCUCUUGGCUGUGGAUGAUGACAAAGGGGACAAGUUUUUACAGACAAUUGUACCAAUGCUUUCGCAGAAUCAUAUUUGUUAUGACUUCAUAGUCAGAAUCCCAAAAUGGAAUUAUGUGGAUGAAAUGCUAGAAUUAGGCAUUGAAAGUCUGAGAAACUAUGUAAGUGCCUUUCAGAGAAAAGCCAAUGUAGUAUUUAUUUAUGGAGAACCUCCUUCCUUUAUGAUUUUGAGAAUUAUGCUGUUGGGAAUACCAUUAUAUUAUUCAUCACCACCUCUGGGUAAAGUCUGGCUUGUUACAUCCCACUGGGAUUUUGCAUCACAAUCUCUUCACAAACAGUUUGAUAUACAAACCUUUCAUGGCUCCCUAACCUUCACUGUUCACUCAAACCAGCUGGUAGGAUUCCAAGAGUUCCUUCAGAUGAUAAGACCUUCCUGGGCCCAAAGAGAUGGUUUUAUCCAGGACUUCUGGGAACAAUCCUUCAGCUGUUCAUUAAAACUGCCUAAAGGACAGGAGGAAGAGGAGAAGACAAGCUGCACUGGGGAGGAGAAAUUGGAAAGCAUUCCUGGAAUUUUAUUUGAAAUGAAAAUGACAGGCCACAGCUACAAUGUCUACAAUGCUGUCUAUGCUCUGACACAUGCUUUGAAUGCUAUAUACAAAUCCAUCACCAAACACAGAAGACUGGGAGGAGACAGACUGGCAUUUCAGAAUGUGCAGUCUUGGCAGGUGCAUCAGUUUCUAAAGAGUAUGGUAAUCAAUAAUAGUGCUGGAGACACAGUGCGCUUUGAUGAAAAUGGUGAACAAGUUACUGGAUUUGAUGUUACAAACUGGGUGAUGUUCCCCAAUGGCUCUGUGGUUCGAGUCAAAGUUGGAGGACUGGAACCUCAGGCUCCUCUGGGCAAAGAAUUAACCAUUCAUGAUGACCUGAUUGUUUGGCAUCCAAGAUUUAAUCAGGUGCUGCCUGUUUCUCUGUGCAAUGACUACUGCUAUCCUGGCUACAGCAAGAAAAAGAAGGAGGGAGAGAAAUUCUGCUGCUAUAAUUGUGUUCAGUGUCCAGAAGGGAUGAUCUCCAACCAGGAGGAUAUGGAAGCUUGUAUCAAUUGUCCAGAAGACCAGUAUCCCAGCAAGGACCACAGUCAAUGUAUUCCCAAAGUUCUAAGCUACCUCUCUUACAAAGAAAAUUUAGGGAUUAUCUUGGCUAUCUUGGCCAUUUCUUUCUCUUUCAUCACAAUUUUAGUGCUGGGAAGUUUUGUGAAACUCAGGAACACGCCCAUCGUCAAGGCCAACAACCGGACCCUCACUUACACUCUCCUCAUCUCCCUUCUUCUUUGCUUCCUCUGUGCUUUGCUCUUCAUUGGGCAGCCAGGAAAAGGGAUCUGCCUUCUACGCCAAAUGGUCUUUGGCAUUGUCUUCUCUGUGGCUCUUUCCUGCGUAUUGGCAAAAACCAUCACCGUGGUUCUGGCAUUCAUGGCAACCAAGCCAGGAUCUGGGAUGAGGAAAUGGGUGGGGAAAAGACUGACCAUUUCAAUUGUCCUCUCCUCCACCUUCAUUCAAGCUGCCAUUUGUGCUCUGUGGUUAAGUACUUCCCCUCCAUUCCCAGAUAGGGACAUGCAAUCCUUGAAUGGGAAGAUCAUAUUGGAAUGCAAUGAGGGUUCAUCUACCAUGUUUUACUGUGUCUUGGGCUAUAUGGGUUCCCUGGCCAUAAUCAGCUUCAUUGUGGCUUUUCUGGCCAGGAAAUUACCUGAUAGUUUCAAUGAAGCCAAAUUUAUCACUUUCAGCAUGUUGGUGUUUUGUAGUGUUUGGUUGUCCUUUGUUCCAACCUACCUGAGCACCAAAGGGAAAUACUUGGUGGCCGUGGAGAUUUUCUCCAUCUUAUGCUCUAGCGCUGGCUUACUGGGCUGCAUCUUUUUCCCCAAAUGUUACAUACUUUUGUUGAGGCCUGAUCUGAACAACAGAGAGCAAAUAAUGGCCAGAAAAAGUGAGAAAAUGUAAGUUCAUCUCCAUGUUAUGCUCACUUAGAAAAUUCACUGGAAGUCCAUAUCAUGAUAUUUUAAAAUAUUAGUGCUUUUAUAAAAAGAAGUCCUUUCUCAAAUGUAUCCUUCUGAGUAUAGUUGUACUAGACACACAUUAGGUCAAUGCCCUAUUUUGAAUUGACUUACAUAUGCCAACAUGCAG